AUGGCUCUAGUGGUUGAAGAUAAGAAGAGACCACUUACACCUCCUGCGGAAGAAGAACAGCCACAAAAGAAAGUACUUCGGACUCGUCGAAAGAGAAACAAGACUAAAAAAUACAAGAACAAACGAAUUGAUCCCACCAGUCCAUUUGGUGUAUUGGAAUAUGAAAUAAGAGAGUUGUGUGAGGAGCACCAACUUAGUCUUGAUGAUGUGUCAAACAACAUGAAGGGUGUUCUCAACAAUGCAGCUAUACAGGAAUCAUACCACAGACAAGUUGAACAUGUUGCCAUAUUAUGCUUCACAUCCAAUGGGGAUGGGCUUGCAUUAGUGCCGCAUAUAGACGAAUCCAAAAAGAAGCAAGUUGUCAUUGUUCCAUUUGGCAUACCUGGAGAUAUCGUUACCAUCAAAAUUUUCAAAACACACCCAUUAUUUGCCGAAGCUGAUUUAUUAUCAAUACAAUCACCAUCUAAACUACGUGACGACUCUUUGAUCAAGUGUCGAUAUUUUGGCAAGUGUUCAGGUUGUCAAUUUCAAGACAUCUCUUACAAUGAGCAAUUGAAAAUCAAGAGACAGACCAUUAUCAAUGCAUUCAAACAUUUUGCACCAGUCUUGACUGAGUCAAACAAAUUGCCCCAAGCUCUAGAAACACAAGGGUCUCCAUUACAAUACAACUACAGAACCAAAUUGACACCCCAUUUUGACAUUGCUUCUAAAAAGACCGGUGCUGAUUUGGAACAUCGGCCUAAUUUUGGUUUUGGAGCUAAAGGAAGGCCCACUUGGCGCAAAAGCGAUUUUGGACCAGUAGGGUCGAUCUUGGACAUUGAAGAGUGUGAUAUAGGUACUGAAAUUGUUAACAUGGGGCUACAAAAUGAGCGCAAGCGUUUGGAAACUACUUACAAGACGUAUGACAAGGGAGCAACGAUAUUGUUGCGUGAAGAUACCAAAGUCAAACAUGGUACUUUUGAAUUGGGAGAAGCCUCAAGAGAUGAAAGUGGAACUGUAUCAAGCGUCACUGUAGAAAAUGGAGACAAGACUUUGGUCAAAACCUGUGUUACUGAAUCACGUCAAGUUGUUCAAGAAAUCAUCAAUAAUUUCAAAUUUGAAUUUUCAGCCGGUGAAUUCUUUCAAAACAACAACUCUAUUUUACCCUUGGUCACCAACUAUGUCAAAUCCAACUUGCUACAAUCAAGUCCCAAUUAUCUCGUUGACGCUUAUUGCGGCUCGGGUUUAUUCUCCAUCACUUGUUCAGAAAAUGUUUCCAAAGUGAUUGGAGUUGAAGUCAGUGCCGAUUCAGUCAAGUUUGCUCGUCACAAUGCCCAACUCAACAAAAUUGAAAAUGCUCAAUUUAUAGUUGGUAAAGCUGAGGAGAUCUUCAAGGAUAUUGAUACUCCGGCUCAACAAACUUCGGUCAUUCUUGAUCCACCAAGAAAGGGAUGUGAUGACGUAUUUUUGAACCAGUUGAGCACGUACAAUCCAGCCAAAAUCGUGUACAUCUCGUGCAAUGUGCAUUCGCAAGCUAGAGAUAUUGAAUGGUUUUUGAAUGAUACAGAAAAUGGGUCACAGUAUGAGGUUGAGAGUAUUAAAGGGUUUGAUUUCUUUCCUCAAACUCAUCACGUUGAGUCAGUUGCCGUGUUGAAGUUGAGGAAGUAA
Messenger RNA from Lodderomyces theae, 1647 nucleotides. It is a transcript of the gene TRM2, whose product is annotated as Trm2p. Bases 1 to 1647 code for a protein of 548 amino acids. NCBI's taxonomy places the organism in Eukaryota, Fungi, Ascomycota, Pichiomycetes, Serinales, Debaryomycetaceae. The record is from RefSeq and is a predicted model, not a curated record. Gene Ontology annotation, biological process: tRNA processing. The transcript has a single exon. Gene Ontology annotation, molecular function: tRNA (uracil(54)-C5)-methyltransferase activity, S-adenosyl methionine-dependent.